UUUUGUUUUUGUUGUUUGUGAUUCUAUUUUGAGCCAACAGAGCAGAGCUGAGUGUGAGGUGGCCAUGGCAGCAGUAGUCAGUUACUGCAAGCCUUCGCCAUUUCUCGGUCGAUCCUCUCCUUCUUUAACUGGAAAAUCACCAUGCAGACAACCAUUUAGGAAUCAAGUGCAGAGAUCUCAAAUUAAUGCACUAUUUUGGGGAUCUAAGAAGUCUGUGGAGCAACAAGUACUGGACUUUUCAGUGGUAGAUUUCACUAUAACAGGGUCAGAACAAGAGGGAGCCACCGAAAACCAGGGAACAUCUAAAAAGAUAUACCUUUCAGUUAUUUCUUCAAUCUUAGAUGUUUCAGCAAAUGAAUGGGAUGCAUGUGCUCUGGAUACUACAGGCCCUGAGAAAUUCAAUCCAUUUCUUACCCAUGGGUUUCUUUCAAGCUUAGAAGAGACAGGUUGUGCUGUGAAGGAAACAGGAUGGACGCCAUGCCAUAUCGUUGCUAAGGAUGAGUCUGAAAAUAUUCUAGGUGUUGUUCCACUCUAUCUUAAAAGCCAUUCCUACGGUGAAUUUGUUUUCGAUCAUGCUUGGGCAGAUGCCUACUACAGUUAUGGAAUGAGAUAUUAUCCAAAGUUUCAGUGUUGUGUACCUUUUACUCCAGUAACUGGUCCAAGGAUUUUGAUACGUAAUAAUUUAUUCAAAGAUCAAGUACUAGGUGUCAUAAUAUCUGCGCUGAAGGAUCUCACAGCCAAGUCCCAGGUUUCAUCAUUACACAUUACCUUCUCAUCUGAAAAUGAGUGGCAUAAAUUCAGGGAAAAAGGUUUCAUGCAGAGGAUUGGAAUGCAGUACCACUGGAAAAAUCGUAAUUAUAAAAGUUUUGAUGAGUUCUUAAUGGAUAUGAAGCAAAGUAAAAGGAAAAAUAUUCGUCAAGAGCGUAAAAAGAUUCCUGCACAGAACUUGACUAUGAAACGGCUCCGAGGUUAUGAAAUAAAGGCUAGGCACUGGGAUUCCUUCUAUCAAUUCUACAGAAACACCACUGAUAACAAGUGGGGUAGUCCUUAUCUAACAAGGGAUUUCUUCCACAAUAUGGGAUCAAAGAUGGGAGACGAUGUAUUACUUGUUGUUGCUGAAGAAGGGGAUGAACUUGUUGCAGGAGCUCUAAAUCUUAUCGGGGCAGAUACUCUAUUUGGUCGUCUAUGGGGUUGUCAUCCUGGAGCCUAUUAUCCAAGUUUGCAUUUUGAAGCAUGCUAUUACCAGGCAAUAGAAGCAGCUAUCGAGCUUGAUCUGAACACGGUUGAAGCCGGAGCUCAGGGCGAGCAUAAACUUCAGCGAGGUUAUAUGCCUGUGACAACUUACAGCUGUCAUUACCUUGUGGAUGAAAGUUUCAGGAAACCCAUAGAGGAGUUUCUAGUGCGCGAAGCAACUCAGGUUAGGCUUGUUAUGAAGUUCUUACAAGAUUCUGGUCCCUUCAAAGAUGGAAUAGAAGGGUAAUUGGCAUUAUUUUUAUCCAUCUUCAACUUCUACUUCUUAUAAGUAUAAUUUUACCAUAAUUUCAUGUACAUAAUUAGAAUUACGAUUUUAAAAUAUGUAAAUUACCAUGAUAAUCAAUUUUUAUAUGCUCUUCGCUUCCGCAUUUCCUGCUUAGU
Messenger RNA from Pistacia vera, 1635 nucleotides. RefSeq lists its product as uncharacterized. Lineage: Eukaryota; Viridiplantae; Streptophyta; Magnoliopsida; Sapindales; Anacardiaceae. Bases 65 to 1480 code for a protein of 471 amino acids. The transcript is spliced from 12 exons. The record is from RefSeq and is a predicted model, not a curated record.